Molecule: messenger RNA, 1289 nt
Organism: Alnus glutinosa
Lineage: Eukaryota; Viridiplantae; Streptophyta; Magnoliopsida; Fagales; Betulaceae
Product: UDP-N-acetylglucosamine transferase subunit ALG14
Exons: 5
Coding region: 331-1032 (233 amino acids)
Biological process (GO): dolichol-linked oligosaccharide biosynthetic process
Cellular component (GO): UDP-N-acetylglucosamine transferase complex
Source: RefSeq, a predicted model, not a curated record
AAUCCCGAUCCGGCAGGAGAGACUCGAGAAAGAAAGGCACAGGACCGUUCACGAGAGAGCCCGUGUACGUGACCCACACCAAAUGCCGAUGUAGGACCAUACGGACGGCCCAGAUGUAACCGGACCAUCCAAAACAGAAACGGACUCUCCCAGAGAGAAUAUGCGCCCACCAAACGACCCAAAUCCCAGACGGAGUAAUUGGCAACCGAUUGAACUUUUCAGGUUCACUGUUUUCACUGGUACGCUACGAUAGUGGAUUCGAUUCUUUGAAUUCCUGGUGUUCUAUUUGUCCCUAAUUUUUGUGGAGUGCUUCUUUAAUUUGUUCACACAAUGGUCAACGGCAAUUGCUGUUGCUUCUCCAUCUUGGCUUCAAAAUUCACCGUCACUUUCGUCACGAUUAGCCUCACCUUGAUACUGAUUCGCGUGCUUUACGUCAUCUACCGGAGUGGCAAGCCUCUCCGAUCCAAAGCUCCGAGAGCUCUCAGAACACUCAUUGUCUUAGGCUCAGGGGGUCACACGGCGGAGAUGCUUAACCUGUUGUCGGUGUUGCAGAAGGAGAGGUAUAGCCCUAGAUUCUAUGUCGCCGCUGCGACCGAUAAUAUGAGCCUCCAAAAAGCUCGCGCGCUUGAGGAUUCCUUGGCUGAUGAGACUGGGGUCAAAGUGGAAGAAACUGCUCAGUUCAUGCAGAUCUAUCGAAGUAGGGAAGUUGGGCAAUCAUAUUUAACCUCUGUUUGGACAACUUUAAUUGCUACGGCUCAUGCACUCUGGAUAAUGUUUAAAAUCAGACCCCAAGUGAUUCUCUGCAAUGGGCCGGGGACUUGUGUUCCACUAUGUGCAAUUGCAUUCUUUUUCAAGCUAGUGGGGAUUAGAUGGUCAUCAAUUUUCUACGUUGAGAGUAUAGCAAGAGUGAGAAGACUUUCAUUAAGUGGGUUGCUUCUUUACAAGUUACGAAUGGCUGAUCAGUUCUUUGUGCAAUGGCCACAACUACUGAGACAAUAUCCACGGGCUCACUAUGUUGGUUGUCUCAUGUAGUUGAUAAGUUCAGCUGCUGACAUUGGUACUUUCACUUCAACCUCCAAGUUUUUGCAAUGCAGUCAACAUUGUCAAAGUGUAACUAUAGCACAAUUUUUUAUUUUUCCAAGUAGAGUUGCUCACGUGUUACUUUUUGUAAGUGUGAAAUUUAAGUUGUGCAUGGUGAAUCCCAGCCAUGCAGAAGAGAGAGAACUACUUAUCACUGUAAGUUUAGAUGAACCUGAGUUUUGAUAAAUUUAUGAUUUUGGUUUACAUAA